AUGCUCAUGAUGCCCCACGCUGCAUCUCGGACCGCCUCACAUACCACCAGUACCCUUCCUGAAAUUGCUGCCCCUGCGGCCACCACCACACUCAACUCAACUCGGCCAGAUCUUGCUAAGACUCAGACACCAGCCAACUCGACUGACAAGCAGCUUCCCAACUCCUUCGCCGGCCAAUCCCACCAAUGCUCCUCUCCUUAA
Puccinia triticina is the source of this 201-nucleotide messenger RNA. RefSeq lists its product as uncharacterized. The transcript is spliced from 3 exons. The record is from RefSeq and is a predicted model, not a curated record. Lineage: Eukaryota; Fungi; Basidiomycota; Pucciniomycetes; Pucciniales; Pucciniaceae. The coding region runs from base 1 to 201 and encodes 66 amino acids.